AUGCCAGACCCCAACUCCACUUCCCUGUCCGAGUUCAUCCUGCUGGGCUUCUCGGCCUUCCCCCGCCUGCAGCCCCUCUUCUUCCCGCUCUUCCUGCUCAUGUACCUCUCCACGUUGCUAGGCAACCUGCUCAUCAUGGCCACCGUGGGCCUGCAGCGCGGCCUCCACACGCCCAUGUACCUCUUCCUCUGCACCCUGUCCCUGUCCGAGCUCCUGUACACGGUGGCCAUCAUCCCGCGCAUGCUGGCCGACCUGCAGGCCGCCCGCCACGCCAUCGCCCUGCCGGCCUGCGCCUGCCAGAUGUUCUUCUCCUUCUCCUUCGGCUUCACCCAUUCCUUCCUGCUCACCGUCAUGGGCUACGACCGCUACGUGGCCAUCUGCCACCCCCUGCGCUACUCCGCGCUCAUGGGCCCGCGCGGCUGCGCCUGCCUGCUGGGCUGCUCCUGGGCCGGCGGCUUCCUCAUGGGGCUGGUGGUGACGGCCGCCAUCUUCCACCUCCACUUCUGCGGGCCCAAUCGCAUCCGCCAUUUCUUCUGCCACGUGCCGCCGCUGCUGAAGCUGGCCUGCGGCCACGGCGUGCUGCCCGUGGCCAGGGCUGUGGGGCUGGUGUGCAUCGCCGCCCUGCUGGGCUGCUGCCUCCUCAUCCUGCUGUCCUACGCCUCCAUCCUGGGCACCAUCCUGAGCAUGCCCUCGGCCGAGGGCCGCCGCAAGGCCUUCUCCACCUGCGCCUCCCACCUCACCGUGGUCGUCGUGCACUACGGCUUCGCCUCGGUCAUCUACCUCAAGCCCAGGGGCCCCCCGGCUCUGGAGGGGGACACCCUGAUGGGCAUCACCUACACCAUCCUCACGCCCUUCCUCAGCCCCAUCAUCUUCAGCCUCCGGAACAAGGAGCUCAAAGCCGCCAUGAAGAAGACCUUCCUGCACAAAUUCAGUCUCCGGCACAGGUGA
This is a messenger RNA of Dipodomys spectabilis (banner-tailed kangaroo rat), 948 nucleotides long. RefSeq names its product olfactory receptor 10H1-like. The coding region runs from base 1 to 948 and encodes 315 amino acids. The record is from RefSeq and is a predicted model, not a curated record. Gene Ontology annotation, cellular component: membrane. Gene Ontology annotation, molecular function: olfactory receptor activity; G protein-coupled receptor activity. Gene Ontology annotation, biological process: G protein-coupled receptor signaling pathway. The transcript has a single exon. NCBI's taxonomy places the organism in Eukaryota, Metazoa, Chordata, Mammalia, Rodentia, Heteromyidae.